This is a messenger RNA of Misgurnus anguillicaudatus (oriental weatherfish), 3220 nucleotides long. It is a transcript of the gene mmp14a, whose product is annotated as matrix metallopeptidase 14a (membrane-inserted). NCBI's taxonomy places the organism in Eukaryota, Metazoa, Chordata, Actinopteri, Cypriniformes, Cobitidae. Gene Ontology annotation, biological process: skeletal system development; extracellular matrix organization; zymogen activation. Gene Ontology annotation, molecular function: zinc ion binding; metalloendopeptidase activity. Gene Ontology annotation, cellular component: plasma membrane; extracellular matrix. The record is from RefSeq and is a predicted model, not a curated record.
AUUACCACGGGGGAAGUAAAAUACAACCACGUCUCCAAUCUGACACUGAAAACAGCCCGUGGAAAGAUCAGAAGAGAACAAAAGAAAAAGCCAAUGCAAGAUGGGAAACAACUGAAUGAGGUGCAGAUCAAACAGAAGUGUUUACUUGUUGGUCUGAAACUUUUCGGGUUUUUUUUUUUUUUUAGAAAAGUUUUUACGUAAUGUUCAUGCUUACUUUAUAGUUACAUUUGGUUAAAUUAUUUUGCACUUCGGAAAUCCCAACAGUCCUUAAGGAUUUGUUUCAGUAUUGGAUUGUUUUGACUGAGGAUAAUCUAUUGGGAAAAAAAGAGGAGAAAAGUUUAAGGACGGAACUCUUGAGCACUUUUCCAGCGUUUUGGGCUCGGUAAUUUCAAGCAUUAGGAAUGUUACCGAGACUUCAGAGGUUGCCUCGGCUACUGACGCUCGCCCUCGCGAGCGUAUUUCUGGUACAGAGUGGGACAAGUGACAGUGAAGUCAGACCAGAGGCAUGGCUCCAGCAGUAUGGGUAUCUCCCACCUGGUGAUGUUCGGGCUCAGGCGAUCCGCUCUCCUAAAUCCAUCAGUGCCGCAAUAUCUGCCAUGCAGAGGUUUUAUGGCCUCACUGUGACCGGAUCUAUGGACCCGGCUACACUCACGGCUAUGCAACGACCAAGAUGUGGUGUUCCAGAUAAGUUUGGCUCAGAACUGAAGAGCAACCUAAGAAAGAAGCGCUAUGUCAUCCAAGGCCUAAAAUGGGACAAAAGAGAGGUCACCUUCAGUAUUCAGAAUUACACACCUAAAGUUGGUGAAAAGGCCACACAUGAGGCCAUCAGGAAGGCGUUUAAGGUCUGGGAGGCUGUGACGCCCCUCAAGUUUCGUGAAAUUCCAUACAGUCAAAUCAAAGGCAAGGUGGAUAAGUUUGCAGACAUAAUGCUCUUCUUCGCCGAAGGCUUUCAUGGAGACAGCACCCCGUUUGACGGAGAGGGCGGCUUCCUUGCCCACGCUUACUUCCCCGGCAAUGGCAUCGGAGGUGAUACCCAUUUUGACUCGGCAGAGCCGUGGACAACAGGCAGCACUGACCAGGGAGGUAAUGAUGUGUUCCUGGUGGCAGUGCAUGAAUUGGGUCAUGCUCUUGGUUUGGAACAUUCAGGAGAUCCCUCUGCGAUCAUGGCUCCGUUUUACCAGUGGAUGGACACUGAGAACUUCAUACUGCCUGAUGAUGACAGACGAGGGAUCCAGCAAAUAUAUGGUGCUGGCUCGGGUGAAGUCCCUCAUCCCCCAGCACCCCGCACCCCUACUCGCAGACCAGACCGCCCUUCAUUUGGCCCUGACGUAUGUGAGGGACACUUCGACACUGUGGCUUUCCUGAGGGGAGAGAUGUUCGUCUUUAAGGAGAAGUGGUUCUGGAGAGUUCGUGAUGGUAAACCUCAGCAAGGGUAUCCCAUGCCCAUCGGACACUUCUGGAAGGGACUGCCUCCUUCUAUCAAUGCUGCCUACGAACGUUCCGAUGGAAAAUUUGUGUUCUUCAAGGGGGAUAAGUACUGGGUCUUUAGCGAGGCCAAAAUGGAUGAAGGUUAUCCAAAAACCUUCAAGGAGCUUGGCACAGGCCUCCCCAGAGACAAACUGGAUGCAGCUGUUUUCUACACACCCACUGGCAACACUUACUUCUUCAGAGGAACCAAGUAUUACCGUUUCAAUGAGAAAACCAGAUCAGUGGAUCCCGAUUAUCCCAAACCUAUCAAUGUGUGGAAAGGAGUACCAGACAACAUUAAAGGCGCCAUCAUGAGUGAGGAUGGAGCCCACACCUACUUCUACAAAGCCAAUAAAUACUGGAAGUUUAACAAUCAACAGCUAAAGGUGGAGCCAGGCUACCCCAAAUCCGUCCUUACCGAUUGGAUGGGCUGUGAAGAGGAGGAGCCCAAGAAACGAAUUGGGACUGACGAUGAAGUGAUCAUUAUUGAGGUGGAUGAGUCGGAGGGCGGAGCCAUGGGAAGAGCCGCAGCUAUUGUGGUUUCUCUUAUUCUUCUGGCCUGCGUGCUUCUCACUUUGGGAGCACUGUUUUUCUUCCAUCAUUACGGCACACCUCGACGCCUCCUCUACUGCCACCGCUCUCUGCUCGAUAAAGUUUAAAGACAAACAAAGCCACAGAAGGAAAAGAAAGAGGUGUGGAAUAGAUGGGAUACAAGUAGAUGACUUUGGGAGGGGUGUUGAAUGGGAGAAAUUGCGUUAGGGUGAAAAUGAACGUUUUACAGGUCUACACGGGGUACAGAUAUGAAGGAUGUGUAAUGUACGAUUUUCUAUUUACAUGUACUUUCCUGCCAUUAAUAUAAAAACAACAUGGAGAGGGAGAUUAAAGAGACAGAUAUGUUCCCCUACACAAUUACAGUUUUCAUUCAAAUGCACUUUUAUGUCUUUUUUAACAUCUUCUCUGAAAAUCUCCCUCUCCAGAACCAAACUUGACUCCAGCUGGGCGGCUGUUUGAUUGACAUCUAUAAACUAAUUGAUUUAUUAAACUUUUCGCUUUGGUGCAAUGAAAACCUCCUGUUCCCCCUAAAGCACUGUUGUCAUUAGUAGAAGGACAACAUUGACCUCCCACCCUUUAUUCACCAAAGACAUGGAUAGAUUUUGACUUUUCACCCACUUUAGUAAGUAUGGCUCAACUGUAGAGACCUGCUGUACGUGAAAGGUAAAAGUUAAAGUUCAGGGAGAGAGACGUCGGCUUAGCUCCUGAAGUAGGCCAGUUUUAAAUGACACCAUACUUGUCACACUUUGGUGUGUGUUACACUUUACUUUGAUUAAUAAUAUUCCAUUCAUGAUUUGCAUUGUUAUUAUAACUAUGGUUAUUGUUAUUAUUGUUCGCAAUGUGUUUUUUCAUGUAGUCUUGUCAUUUCAGGUCCUGCUGGACACAGGCAGAAUGUGACUUAUAUCAAAUGAGUUUCCAAUUCUUAUGUCAGGUUUUAAAAAUCAGGUUUCUGUAAUAGAAGGGCUGGAGGUGAAAUUGUCUUCGGCAUAGUGAGAAGAAAGAGUUAUUUAUAAACAGUAAUGGUGCUAUGGGUUUUGUGUAAUAAAACUUCAUACAUCAGGAUUAGAGGUUUCCGAAUCAUUUUAACAAUGAUAAUAGUAAUGAUAUUUAUAAUACUAAAUGUAAAGGAAUGAGAUUUUGCUUGUUUCAUACUUUUUGUACCUGGAAAUGAAAUUGAAAUAAACUCUGUUUUUUAACAUGA